AUGCCAGGGAUGUGGGCGGUCGACAGCGGUGUGACACAUCACAUCUGCAACGACAAGGCCAAGUUCACAAGCCUGAAUGAGCGAGAGGAAGGCGAACUAUCGGUGACUGAUGGCAGCAAGGCUGCGAUCAAGGGUGUGGGAACCAUCAUGGAACGGGUGGUUCUGCCCAGUAGCGACGAGCGCGACAUCGAGAACAAGGACGCACAGUUCGUGCCAAGUAUGAGCAAGAAUCUGCUUUCGGUGCCACAGAUCAACAAGGGUGGCAGAUUCCAAUUCGUGUUCGAUGGGUCCAAGAUGCAAGUAACGCGCAAUAAUUACAAGCAAGUCGUGGCGACAGCGAUGGUGGCCACCGGCAUGAUCAAGGAAGCCAAGACACCUCUCAAUUCGACUGGUCCAAGCGUGUGUCGCGGUUGCAAGCUAGGGAAGAUGGACCAAAAACCAUUUUCAACCAAUCGUGACAAGCGUCACUACGGUGUGUUUAAAUUACUACACUUCGACAUAUGCGGGCCAACGGAACAAGUCUCGAUCGGCGGUAGUAGAUACUUGCUGCUUGUGGUCGACGAAGCCAGCGGAUGCUUGAAGAGCUUCUGUCUGCCUUCCAAGUCUGAGAGUGAAGACUGCAUCACGAACCACAUUAUCAAGAUUCAGACGCAGUUCGGCAAGACGGUCGAGUUCGUUCAGCAUGAUGGAGCGCAUGAGUAUGCGACCAACUCGAUCAAAACCUUCUACCAAGAUCAAGGUAUUAAGCGGCAGGUCACGGUUCCGUAUGCACACCAGACCAUCGGGACCGCAGAACGCGCGAUACGGACCAUCGUCACGAUCGGACGCAGCUUAUUGCAUCAUGCGAAGCUGGAGAAGUGUUUCUGGGCUGAAGCGGCAAUGAAGGCGAUCUACAUCAAGAACCGCCUGCCUUCACCCAAGAUCGACCACAAGACUCCGUUCGAGAUCGUGUACAAGUCGAAACCAAGUGUCAAGCACAUGCGCGUGUUUGGAUGUCGGGCGUUUAUCCUGACACCAAAGGAGAAGCGACUGGAGUGGGACCCAAGGGAUUGUGUGGGUGUAUUCAUAGGCUACGAAGAAGUUUCAAAGGCUUACCGAGUGUGCGAAAUUGAAGCGGGACAGGUUAUGAUCAGUCGUAAUUAA
Molecule: messenger RNA, 1143 nt
Organism: Peronospora matthiolae
Lineage: Eukaryota; Oomycota; Peronosporomycetes; Peronosporales; Peronosporaceae
Source: the annotation of a GenBank genome assembly